AAUGGAGGAGUGUAAGAAAAAGAAAACUCCUGGCACUCAUUCUUUCUUGCUACGGAAUUAAAAGCUUUCUCCGCUUUUCUCCUUCUUUUUCUCUUGGGUGGUGUGUUCAGCGGUCGCCCUCAGAGGAAACAGGUCCCCCCCCCCGGAGGAAAUGGACUGAUCGGAACCUGCCUGUGACAUCGGCUCAGAAUCCCAACCUCACUUUGCAGUUGAGGCCAACCCCUGCCCUGCCUUUGGGUGCCUUAUCUGCAACUGCAAAGAGAGAAGACUGACGUCUGGGAAAAUGCAGUCAGCCAUCGAGGAUGACAAUUUCAAUGAAAAGGAGGAGGAAGCCAACGGCAAGGAGGAGACCCCAAGACGGCUGGAUCUCCUCAGCCCUGACUGGGUUCCAAGCAUGUCCCCGUUUUCUAGCGUUUCCUCCCUGUCCUCCCUGGAUUCCCUUUGGGACUCCCUCAAUGAGUCACCCUCUGAAGUGGCUCUCAAGGAGGAAGAGCCACAAGAACCAGGGAGCCCUCCAGAGGAGGACGGGGAGGACAAGGAGGACGGGGAGGACCUUGAUUUGGCGUGCCCCCCACCUGAAGAACACCUGGAGGCAAGCAUAAUUGAGGACUGCGAGGAAGAGAGGCCCCCGAAGACCCCCACUUGCCUGGCUUCCAUCAUCUCCCGGAUUCGCAAGAUCUUCAGAAGAGCGCCGCCGCCAACACCACCAGUGCCACCGGGGCAACCCAGUCUUAAUCCUUGUGGUCCAAACUGGAGAGGAGGAAUAAAAGAUCUGAGCGCGGAGGCAAGCGGGGCGAGAAACCCAAACUCUCGUGGCCCUACGCCGGCGUCCCACAUGGCCAGCCCCAGUCCUAGAGCCUGUCACCUUUUGAGAUUGUGGAGCGGAACAGAGAAGACAGCGGGCAAAGGGGGGACGGCGAAGGAGAAGUGCGAGAGAACGACAGCGUCUGCGGUGGUGGAGGAGAAGGAGAAGGCAGGACUGAGAGGGGAACGAUCCUGGAAGGUGGCUUGAAAAGAAAGGGCAAAAUGGCGUAGGAAAACUGCUAGCUCACGCUGCCCACGCCCAAAGGAGGAGGAGGAAGGAAAGGAGGAAGGCAAGCGAGCAAGAAGGGACAGCUAAAGAAAGAACUGAGAAAAGAGACAGUGAGACCUUCUGGGGGUCAAAGAAAUUACAAUAAGAAGGAAACUGAGAGUUUUUAGGUUGCGCUCCGCGGCAACCUGGAAGUAACAAAAUGCAUUACUUCCGGGUUUUGCCAUUCGCGCAUGCGCAAACGCUCAAAAUGAUGUCAAGCGCAUGCGUGGAAGCAGCGAAUCGCGACCAGCACACGUGCAGACGUGGGUUGCGUUCGCUUCAGGAUGCAAAGGGGGCUCCGGAACGGAUCCCGUUCGCAUCCAGAGGUACCACUGUAUACUAAUGGGAGACUUAAAUGGAGUUACAUCGUUAGAGAUGGGAGUUAUUUGCCCAAUCAAGUGGGGCAUGGACUUUAUGAAACAGAUAAACAAACAAACAAACAAACAAAUAUUGAUAAAAAAUAAUAAAACUGCUAGAAUGCUA
This is a messenger RNA of Podarcis raffonei (Aeolian wall lizard), 1555 nucleotides long. RefSeq lists its product as uncharacterized. The coding region runs from base 284 to 1012 and encodes 242 amino acids. The transcript is spliced from 6 exons. Lineage: Eukaryota; Metazoa; Chordata; Lepidosauria; Squamata; Lacertidae. The record is from RefSeq and is a predicted model, not a curated record.